CCUUCGAGGGCUAGCUGUCUGCCGUCGCAUACUCAUCCCCAUUUCCCACUCUUCCUGUUGGCAGGCAGGCAGGAAACGCCCCAGCGCUUGAAGACGCAUCAGCAUGGCAGACGAAGGUGUAGCCAGCCACUACCAAGUACUGGAGGAGCUUGGCCGUGGCAGCUUUGGGGUUGUCUACAAAGCAAUUGAUAAAGCAACUGGAGAGACUGUUGCUAUCAAGCAUAUCGACCUCGAAUCGAGCGAAGACGACAUCCAAGAAAUCCAACAGGAGAUCUCUGUGCUAAGCACCUGUGCCAGCUCCUUCGUGACCCAGUACAAGGCAAGCUUCUUGCGAGGACACAAGCUAUGGAUUGUCAUGGAGUUUCUCGGAGGCGGCUCCUGCCUCGACCUGUUGAAACCCGGCAACUUCAACGAGGGGCACAUCGCCGUCAUCUGUCGGGAAUUACUCCGCGGACUCGAGUACCUACAUGCCGAGGGGAAGAUUCAUCGGGAUAUCAAGGCGGCAAACGUGUUGCUCUCCGAGACGGGCAAGGUCAAACUGGCCGACUUCGGCGUCGCGGCCCAAUUGACGAACAUCAAAUCGCAGCGUAACACUUUCGUCGGAACCCCAUUCUGGAUGGCCCCGGAGGUCAUACAGCAGGCCGGGUACGACUUCAAGGCCGACAUCUGGUCGCUGGGGAUCACAGCCAUCGAGUUGGCGCUGGGCGAGCCGCCGCAUGCGAACACGCAUCCGAUGAAGGUCUUGUUCCAAAUCCCGAAGAACCCUCCACCCCGGCUGGAAGGAAACUUCAGCAGGGAGUUCAGGGACUUUGUUGCCCAAUGCUUGGUGAAGGAUGCCGAUCGCAGGCCGUCGGCAAAGGAUCUGCUGAGGAGCAAAUUUAUACGGUCAGCUGGAAAGGUGGAAGCACUGCAAGAGCUCAUUGAGCGCAAGCAAAUGUGGGAUGCGAACCAGAACCGAGCGAAGCACCCAGUCUUCUAUCAAGAGACGCUACAUAACAUCUCCCCGAAGGAUGAGGCGGACGAGUGGGUGUUUGACACGGUCAAGUCGGUUGUUCCGAAGAGGGGUACCAUCAAGUCGAGGAAGCCGUCAUCGAUAUUUUCGGUCGAGGAUGCAAUGCGGAAGCUCGAUGUCAAGGACGGCCCGCUGCAGCCAUCGACCCCUGGCACCGUCCGAAAAUCCACGGUCCGACGCCAGCCAUCAUCUAGGGCACUGCAGAGCUCCAUUCGUCACGCCUCGACCGGGUCACCGUCGCGAUCCUCCAUCGGUCCGAAGCGCCCACUGCAGCCCGACAUGUCGUUUGGAAACUCGGGCUCUACUAUGAGGCUCUUUCGCCGAGUGCCAUCUGACAGCUCUACCACGGGACAACUGGGAGGCACUUGCGACGACUCCAAUACCAAGGAGAACCGCCCGCUAUCUGUCAUGGCUAGUCCCGUGGAGCCGACAAGCAAAGAAGCCCUGCUCGGCCGUCGGCUGUAUAAUAAAGCCCUCGAGCCUACUCUCGUCGAGCUUCACGCACAGACUGCUGCUUCCCAGAAGCGUGAGGCCCUGGCGAACCUCACAGAUGCCUUUGCCCUUCUGGAUUCGGUGGAUCCUGAAGGCAGCUAUCACUUGCUCCAGAACCUUGUCGCAGCCGUCUCUCAGGAUAAGAAGCUCAACGGCGCCUUUCUGAGGCAGCUGCCGUCGACUUUGUCGAAGACACCCCUGGAUGGUACACCGCAGGGAACUGUCGUGAUCAAGAGCCAGGCAGCAGCAGCACCGUCUGCGCUGAGUCCGACAAAGCUCGUGCUCAGCACGGCCAACCCGCACCUGCGAAGCCAUCGGAAACGCCAGGGGAGCUUUGCGCCGGACGGCAGCGGACUUGAAAGGUCGGUCGAGAGGGAGCGGGAUCGCGAGAAGAUGGCCCUCGAGGCGCAGUAUCCCGGCCGGGACGCGGUUCCCGGGAUGGAGCACUGCCAGCAGCUUUCGGACGUGCUCUAUGCCAGAUGGGCCAACGGCCUGCGCCACCGAUGGGGGGCCAUUACUGGCGCUUAAGGGCUUGGGCGGGCCUAGUGGUGAGACCCGCAAUGGCUAUUCUUGCCGAUAAUGCGGCGGAGGAGGGGAAUAUAUGUUGUUUCUGCCGGAUGGGGAAACAUAUCGACGGAGAGUGACGAGGGACGGGCAUCUCGUGGGGAUCAUCGACCAAGCUCAUGUCUCUGGCAACCUGCUUACCAGAUCCCGGAUCGGCAUUGCUGUUGAAGACAACUCUUGUUCCAGUUCACUCAUGACUUUACGAGAUCUAACGGCUUUUGCAGCGACCCAGCCAGACCUUGUUCAUCGGACACGCAUGCAUUACAAAGGCGUUUUUGUCGU
Molecule: messenger RNA, 2350 nt
Organism: Phialemonium atrogriseum
Lineage: Eukaryota; Fungi; Ascomycota; Sordariomycetes; Cephalothecales; Cephalothecaceae
Product: Pkinase-domain-containing protein
Exons: 4
Coding region: 104-2032 (642 amino acids)
Biological process (GO): protein phosphorylation
Cellular component (GO): cytoplasm
Molecular function (GO): protein serine/threonine kinase activity; ATP binding
Source: RefSeq, a predicted model, not a curated record